Molecule: messenger RNA, 1012 nt
Organism: Ctenocephalides felis (cat flea)
Lineage: Eukaryota; Metazoa; Arthropoda; Insecta; Siphonaptera; Pulicidae
Product: inactive hydroxysteroid dehydrogenase-like protein 1
Exons: 6
Coding region: 1-951 (316 amino acids)
Cellular component (GO): endoplasmic reticulum
Molecular function (GO): oxidoreductase activity
Source: RefSeq, a predicted model, not a curated record
AUGAUCCUGGUGCUUUUGGCAAUCUUUGGUCUUGUGGCUUUGGUGCUCUGGUUAGGAGAAACCUUAUGGAGUGUGAUCCAGGCUGUCAGGUCGAUUUUAGCACCAUUUUUCCAGCCACAAGAAGCACGAACAUUGCGCGAACGGUAUGGAGAUUGGGCUGUGGUGACUGGUUCAACAGACGGCAUAGGAAAACAAUAUGCGUUGGAGUUGGCCAGAAAAGGUCUCAACAUCGUCCUGAUCAGCAGAACUUUGGAGAAAUUGACAAUAGUCGCCAAUGAAAUAGAAUCACAAUAUCCUGUGAAGACAAAAACUAUUGUGGCUGAUUUCAGCAAAGGUCAGGAAAUAUAUAAACAUAUAGAAAAUGAACUUUCUGGAAUUCCAGUUGGAAUAUUAGUUAACAAUGUAGGGAAACAGUAUUCAUAUCCAAUGUAUCUGAGCGAAGUACCAGAGCAAGAUCUUUGGGACAUUGUCAACAUAAAUGUAGGAGCUGUUACUUCCAUGUGCAGAAUGGUCUUAAAACAAAUGCAAGAAAGGAAAAAAGGUGCCAUUGUCAAUGUCUCAUCUGGUUCUGAGCUGCAACCUUUGCCACUGAUGACGGUAUAUGCAGCCACAAAGGUGUAUGUGAAAUCCUUCACAGCAGCUUUACGAUUCGAAUGUGCCGAUUAUGGGCUUACUGUCCAGCACUUGGCUCCACUUUUCGUGUCAACCAAAAUGAACCAUUUUUCUAGCCGGAUUUCAACAGCUAGUUUACUUGUUCCUGAUGCGCGAACAUACGCUCGGCAUGCGGUCGCGACUUUAGGACGUACUGAUAGUACGACAGGGUAUUGGAGUCAUGGAAUUCAGUACACAUUUACUUCGCUGCCACCAGUAUGGUUACGAACGCUCAUUGGUGGAAUCAUGAACAUGAGCUUCCGGAAUGAAUACCUACAGCGAGAACAAAAGACUGCAUAGAUUAAUAAACAUCAUAUUAUUAUAAGCCAGAAAAUUAUAAUCCAAAAAUUGAAUUGAAUGA